GUAGCCAGGACGUCCCGGGGCCCGCCGAUUUCACAUGGGGAUGGGAGCCGUGGGCCCCGCUAGGCCGUGAGGCGAUGCAGACUGGCUAUGGGGAGAUCUGGCUACCUCUAGACUGCUGCUUUUUAUCCGCUAAUGUUACAAUCAACACAACUGAAGAAGCCACCUCUAGCUGGCACAAAUAGCAACUGAUAGACACAUGCAAGUGACAUAAUUACCACAGUGACAUAAAUUAGGUCAGCCUCCUUUGGUCAAGUAGACAUGGCCUAACACGGAGGAAGAGUUCUCCAUGGGCAUUAAAUCCUCUAUAAUGCCUAUGUCAUGAAAAGACCUUUUCUCAUCUCAAUUAUGACUGAAAGUCUUGUCCUUGAGGGCCAACUCAACAACCAAGAGAAAGAAGCAAGAUGUGACAAGAUUUUCGGUGGGAAUUGGUUGCUUUGGGACACCCCUGGAAGAUGUCAGCAGCAAAAAACAAGUGACAAUGAUCAUGACAAAGAGAUGGAAGAUCCAUCAAGUGAGGCACCAGUCUUGUAAAAGGUCAGUUUGGUUGGAUCUCAAAUCUUUUGUCACUAGAGUGCACAGGAGAAACCUCACCAACUUAUCCUCUUUGAGGUCCAUUUGAGCUCGAAUCAACAGUGAAGGGCAUUUCAGUCGGAACGGACAUCUUCUCUUGGUUUGUCCUGCUGCGGAGAGCCAACGAUGUUUGUAAACAUGCAGAACAAAAUCUGCCCCUUUGGAAGAACAUCAUGUUCAAGGGCUCUGUGCUUUGCUGUUGUUACUGUUGGAACUCGCUGCACUCACUCACCCCUCUCCAUUGCACCCCAUUUGCGACGCACGAGUCAUGGAGAAAUUCAUCAAGGAAGCCAGAGACACUGAAAACGCCAUGGAAGGUUGUGCAAAUUCUUGCAACUUCUCAGAAGUUCUCACAGUGCCUGACACAAAAGUUAAUUUUAACAAGUGGAAGAAAAUGGACAGGCAGAGGCAGGCAGCUGAGGUGUGGGAGGGACAGGCUCUCCUCUCAGCUGCUGUGCUCCGAGCCCGGGACCUAGUGGCUGAUCCCUCCCUGAGCCAGCAGCUCGGCCGCACCUACAGCAACCUGCGCAGCGUCGGUCAGAUCCUGCGCAGCCACAAUGCCCAGAUGGAGCCAGCCCUGCCCUCUGCACCACCCCCCACCCUCAGCGUCCGGACUUUAGCCAAGCUGCUCAGCAUUCACUCCAACUUUCUGCGGGGCCGGGUUAAGCUCUUUCUGACGGACGCCUGUCGGCCCGAGGCUGGGUGAGGGGUUCCCGGCCUCCCCCGCUUGCCACAGCACUCCGCCCUCCCCCCCCGGAAUCUUCCCGGUGACGGACCGGACGACUGACAGCCGCCAAUCAUCUGCCCACUGGACAGCGGCCCCGGAGCCUCGGCACAACCUCGCUGAGGAAUGAUUGACGCCUGUCACCCAAUCCCGAGUGCAUCACAGCCUGGGCCAGAGAGCUCGCUGCCCUUCUGGUGUGACAAUGAUUGACAGCUGCCCAUCAACCCAGUCAGGACUCAAUGCACCAAUCUGAUCCCCCCAACACCAGCUGGAAACUAGAGGAGCAAAACUGACAGACAACUGAAGCCCUGGACCUGGGAGUUACCCGUGUAACAGGCCACCCUGCCCCAGAGGUGGCUGCAUUUCAACACCCUGCUCUGGGAUCCUGGCCUCGCAGACAGGUGCUGCUGGAUCGCUCAUGGCUGAUGAUCCCCCCGUAAGAGCAGGGAGCCUGAACAUCCAAAUCUCUCCUGCCCUGCUUGAAACGGCAGCAGGGCCAGGGACUCAGAGGAGGCUGAAGUGCCGGGGCCCAGGGGCCUUCACUAUAGAGUUUAUAUUUUAUAUUAAGUUAAGGU
Pelodiscus sinensis (Chinese soft-shelled turtle) is the source of this 1869-nucleotide messenger RNA. RefSeq names its product erythropoietin (gene EPO). Gene Ontology annotation, molecular function: cytokine activity; erythropoietin receptor binding; hormone activity. The record is from RefSeq and is a predicted model, not a curated record. Gene Ontology annotation, cellular component: extracellular region. Lineage: Eukaryota; Metazoa; Chordata; Testudines; Trionychidae.